AUGACUCAAAAAGAAGAAGGAAGAAAUUUUUCAUACAACUAUGAAUUUAUUGGGCAGCGAUUUAUUGCAAACCUUGACUUUUCCCAGCAAUACCUACAAAUUUAUCAUGCUCGACUAAAUGGGCUUCGUUCAAGGACAUUAGAAAAUGCCGCCCAUGAAAACAAAAUUAAACCUCUAGAAAAUCUAAUGGAUCUAAAACAACACAAAAAGGCAGUAAUAUAUGGAACUAUUGCAAGAUACCACAAAGCCAAGCCUUCAACCAUUCAAAAAUAUCUUUCUGUAGUUGGUUCUAUUGAAUCCCGUCCUAGCGAUUUUGGGAAUUAUUGAUCAGAAAAUGACGAGCUAUGGCUUGAAGACAUGAGUGGCAGACUUUUGCUUAAUUUUACUAACUGCCAAGAUGAUUGACUAAACUUAGUUACAGGCGUUCAAAUUGGAUUAUUUGGAAUUAUCGAGCAUACAGGAACAUUUUCCGUAGAAAAGCUUUAUUUUCCUCAAAUUGAAAAGCCUAUUCAAUUAAAAGGUAGGGGUGAAGAGUAUAUUUGCUUUGUGUCAGGCUUAGAAAUGGGGAGUCUUGGAUAUGAUCAUAUUUUAUUGAAUUUAUUUUCACAAUACAUUAUGGGGAACUUAGGACAAGAGUCGUUGGAGGAUUCUCGAAAAAUCAUAAGACUCGUCAUAUUAGGAGAUUCAAUUUAUAAGCAUGAUGAAGCUAGAAUGAUUGACAGAAAAGCAAUUGGUGAUGCAAGUUUAAGAGGAGCAGCUGAGUUGGCUAAUUCCAUUAGGUUUUUAGAUACAUUUUUGUCAGAGCUUGCAGGAGUUGUUCCUGUUGAUUUAAUCCCUGGAGAUAUGGACCCUUCAAAUUCAUCUCUACCUCAGCAGCCUAUUAACCCGCACUUACUGCCUUCUUCAUCUCGAUAUUCAGCUCUUCAUUCUUAUCCAAAUCCUUAUGAAUUCAUGAUAGAUAAUUGUCGAGUUUUAUGCACAUCUGGCCAAAAUAUAAGUGUUUUGUCUCAGUUUACUAAUCCCAACCUAUCUUUCACAGAUUUAAUGGCACUGACAUUAAAAUUUCGACAUUUAGCCCCGAUUGCUCCAGAUGCAUUAGCAUGUAUUCCUAUGCAAGACUACGAUCCUUUUAUUAUUGAUAGUUUUCCCCAUUUAUAUGUUGUUGGGAACCUGGGGAGCUAUAGAACAUCAACAUAUGAAGGAGUCAAAAUUAUUUCAAUUCCAAGAUUUUCCGCGCCUAGCCAUAAUAUUGUCUUGGUAAACCGAUUCAACUUGGAGUCUAAAAUUGUGUCGUUCGACUCAAUGAUUUAA
This is a messenger RNA of Blepharisma stoltei, 1311 nucleotides long. Lineage: Eukaryota; Ciliophora; Heterotrichea; Heterotrichida; Blepharismidae. The record is from the annotation of a GenBank genome assembly.